Messenger RNA from Cotesia congregata, 2196 nucleotides. NCBI's taxonomy places the organism in Eukaryota, Metazoa, Arthropoda, Insecta, Hymenoptera, Braconidae. The record is from the annotation of a GenBank genome assembly.
AUGGCUUCUAGACACGGAGAUUAUUUUUUUAAAGUUACAAUACUGUUUAUAUUAUUCUCUGUCACACUUACUAACGAUUUACGUGGGAAUUAUUCUGAGCCAGGUUCUUCAGAAUGUACAACCCAAGAAUGUUCAAUAGUUCGAUUGAAAUCAUCUUUGAAUUUGGUGGAAAGAAUGAAUUCAAGUGCAGAUCCUUGUGAUAAUUUUUAUAAGUACGCCUGUGGUAAUUUUGAGCUUCCUAAUAAAUCAUUUGGGAGUUUGAUUGAACGAUCGCACAGUGAAUAUGGACGAUUGCGAGCCAAAAUGCCAGAAAAAAUCAACAAAAUGAUAAUGGCGACAUUAAAUACAUCGAAGAAUUUCAAACCGCAAAAAUUAAUUAAAAAUCUUUACUCAUCUUGCAUAAAUCCGGAAGGAAAAGAUCAUAACAGUAGUGACGAUAUACAAUUUUUAAGACAACAGUUGAUGGAAUUAGGUGAUUGGCCAGUACUGAAAGGAAAGGAUUGGGAUGAAAGUAAUUUCCACUGGCUGAAGAUCGUCAAUUCAUCACAUCGGAUGAAUAAUUUUUAUGAGGCAUUCUUGAAGUUCGGAGUAACUUAUUAUAAAAAUAACACUCACGCCUUUUUUUUUGAAGCACCAUCCUUCGAAUUUUCAUACCACGAAUCAACAGAUCAAAUUAGAAUGAAAAUCGACGCUUACUAUAAUUAUAUGGUUCGUAUUUCCGAAUUACUUGGAGCUGAACAGCAACUUUCGAGAAAAGACCUCUGGGAUUCUGUGAGAUUUGAAUUUAAGCUAUUCGAUAACAUCUAUAACUUAACAUCUGAUUCAUCGAUCAGCAACACAACAAUAACUAAUGAAAUGUCUGUUGCUGACAUAAUUGAUCGUUGGCCUUCCGUUGAUUGGACAGAAUUUUUCAACACAACAACGCAACCAUUUGUUGAAAUUAACAACGCGACAAUGAUCAUACUGAAGGAUAGCUUCGUUUAUAUAGAAAAUCUCAUCAGAAUCCUAAGUAACACUCCCAAGCGAAUUCAGGCUAAUUAUGGUCUGUGGAAAAUGACUGAAAAAAUGGUACCGUAUAUAAAAAACUCAACGAUCAAAAUAUCAUUUCGUCAUAAUGAAAUGAUACAAAAUAGAGUUCAUCCUACCGAAAAUUACCAGUGCUCACGUUUAGUACAAGAUUUGUUACCAACUAGCAUUGAUGCUUUAUAUGUGCGGGAAUAUUUAGAUGAGCGAGUAAAACCUGUAGUUACAAAAAUGUUAACCGAAAUAAAGAGCAAAUUGAUAGCUAUUUUGGGUUCUGUUGGGUGGUUUGACGAAGAAACACGAAGAAAUGCGAUUGAGAAAGUUGAAGCUAUUAAAAAUAUCGUUGCGUAUCCUGAUGGGUUGAUGGAUGAUGAAAAGAUAGAAGAAUACUACGCUGACCUUGCUAAUCUUGAAGCUAGUAGUUUUCUGGAAAAUGUUGUACGAUUAGAGAAAUUCAGGUGGAAAGAUCAAAUAGAAGUAGUGAAACUUCCCUAUAAUGUGUACUAUAGGACUUACAUGAAUUAUACCAUCACUCGUAUAAUUGAUGUUAAUGCAUACUACUUACAGUGGAUGAAUUCAUUAGAGAUACCUGCUGCAGAGCUUCAAGGCAUAUUUUUCGACAUUAACCGUCCCAGUUACAUAAAUUAUGGAUCUAUGGGGACGAUUAUUGGCCAUGAGAUAGCUCAUGCAUUGAGUUAUAACAGUCGAAAGAAUGACAAAAUCGGGUAUCUAAAUGAUUGGUGGACUAAUGAAACAGACAAAAAAUAUCGUGAUAAAGCACAGUGUUUUGUUAACCAAUAUAGUAAUUAUACUAUUGAAGGACUUGAUCAGAAAAUGAAUGGCACAAGAACUCUAGAUGAAAACUUUGCGGAAAACAUUGGCGUGAGAAUAGCUUAUCUUGCCUAUCAAGAUUGGGCAAAGAGAAAUGGACCUGAACCAAGCCUACCUGAAAUGUCUUCAUACACUUCCAAUCAAUUGUUUUGGUUGUCUUACGCGAGUAGUUGGUGUACUUCACUUCUACCCACAGAAAUAAAAGCCGAAAGUGAGGAUAUACAUCCGCCGUCCAGCUCUCGGAUUGUUGGAUCGCUUUCGAAUAUACCAGAAUUUGCGCGUGAUUUCAAUUGUCCUUUAGGUUCCAAUAUGAAUCCUAAAAACAAGUGUGUCCUUUUUUAA